This is a messenger RNA of Drosophila subpulchrella, 1842 nucleotides long. RefSeq lists its product as uncharacterized. The record is from RefSeq and is a predicted model, not a curated record. NCBI's taxonomy places the organism in Eukaryota, Metazoa, Arthropoda, Insecta, Diptera, Drosophilidae. Gene Ontology annotation, cellular component: nucleus. Bases 1 to 1659 code for a protein of 552 amino acids. The transcript is spliced from 2 exons.
AUGAAGAUGCAGACAGGACUGGAAAGAUUCAGAGCCGAAAUCGCUGGCAUGCGCUUGACAGUAUUUGAAGGAAUUUCGUUAAUGGAAUUUGACUCGUGGCACAACCAGGACCUGAUUGGAUUGCGACCGGAAGGGGAAAACUUUGACAAUGCCAGUCAGACAAUAGCUGGCAGCGAAACGGAGGAUCCAUUGUCCUUCGGCCGCACUAUCGAAGAAGGAAAUAUUAUGGUGCACCACAACUGUCUGUACCUGAGCUCGAAUCUCAUCCAGCGCGGCAACAGCCGCGUCGGCAUUUUGCACUUCCUGAUGGACGACAUCGUCGCCGAGGCCAGGCGUUGCCGCCAUCUCAUAUGCGUUUACUGUCAACGCCCGAGCGCCAGCAUAGGCUGCUGCAAGUCAGGAUGCCGUCGAACAUUUCACACAAAGUGCGGCAUCAAGAAUCUCGCCCAGAACCAGUUCCGUGGGACAUACAAGUCGUACUGCCACCGCCAUGUGAUCACCCAUCGCCGUCGUCCGACCAGCUCGGACACCAUCUGUGUCAUCUGCACAGAGCUGCUGGUCGAGGAGGGUGAGCGCUUCAAUGUGGUGAACAUGCUUUAUUCGCCAUGCUGCCGGAACGGCUGGUACCACCGCGGAUGCCUGCAUGUGUACGCUAACACUUCCGGGUACUUCUUCAAGUGCCCACUAUGCAACAACAACGAGGAGUUCCACGACGUGACCCUCUGGGGCUUCGCAUUGUCUAGCCAGGACGCCACUUGGGAGACCGAGCCCAAUGCAUAUGCCGAACAUUUCCGUCGCGACAUGGUGUGCGUUGCCGAAAAAUGCAUCGCGCUGGCCGGCCGCACAGACAAUUCAAUACUUCUGCUGUACUGCAACACUUGCGGCUCCAAUCCGGCACACGCCUUGUGCAUCGGCCAAGUUGUCUCGCCCGUUCCGCCUUCCCUGGUUGACUCUGAGAUCGAGUCGGUGAACUCCGACGACAGCGACACUUUCGAGUGGUUCGCUCAGGCGGCUUCUAACCAUACACCCCCGAGAAAUCAGAGCCCAACCACCUUGACCAAUGGGCGCGAUUAUGUCCAGCCCAAGCUGUAUUCCUCCGGCUGGGAUCUUAAUGAUGGCAAUGACACCGAGGACGAUGAGGAAGUGUUCCAGCGUGAGGCCGAAAUGCAGGAACGUCAGCAGACAAUCGCCGAGUUAUCCGAGGAUUCGUCCGAUGAGCAGCCAUCUACCUCUGCGGCGGCUGCGCAGUUAUUAGUUAUCCGCAGGUCCACCCGUUCCACUGCAGCCUCAGACUGUGGGCCCAAAACAACCAAGAGAACACCGAGCCAGCCAGCUCAUCAUCUCACACCAGCAGGCGUUCUAUGCGCUGCCGUCGCACAAUCCCAGCCAGAAUGCUUGAUACAGACGAUGAAUCUGAUACCGAUGCCGAAAAGAACAGGCGCAAACCGAAGAAGCGCGCCGCAUCGCCCUCCCCACCUGCUAUGCGAGCAAACAGGCGCUCAUGCGCUCCAUCACGCCGGAUGCGUCCAACGUGCGCUACUUCGGAGGCCGCCCCACCACUCCGGAGGCAGCCCCCAGUCGCUCCAACGCCCAAUCGCCACCAGGGAGAAACAUGCGCCGCAGGACCAUGGCCGGCUCGAAUCCGACUCGCUUGCCUAGCUACUGGGCCCAUCGCAAGUAGAGAUGGCAAACUUAUACUCUACAGAAAACAUUCCAUGUACAGAAACUUUGACCAUGCAGCGGAUCCCAAUGCGUGCGUUCCAUCCGCUGCUGCUAUUUUAGUUUGUAAUUUUUUUACAUCGCUUACACUCCACGUACCACAAAACGCUAGUGGUAGGUGAA